AUGGCAACAUGGAGGCCAAAGUAUCAGCCUCCGAUAUGGAAAACUAAUGAUAAUCCUCGAGCGACAGCUCACAAAGAACGGCAAAGUGUGCUGACUGCUGUCAUGCAGUCACUACUACGUCAGGGUAACGGUAUAGGCAUAUUGCUUAUUUCAAAAUUUAAAAAAUGAAAUUUUAUUAAUUUUUAAAAAAUUUUCCAAGAUUGCCAAAAGUUACUAUAAAUCUACAUCUAUUUUGUAAAGAUUAUCAAUAAUUUCGACCUCAUUUCAGCACUAGUGGGACCACCAGCAAACGUAUCAGUCCAGGCAUUGACUAAUGAUUCUGUUGUCAUUCAAUGGGACUUUGAUGAAGCCGCUAAUGGCGGACUGGCCGAUGGAUUCGUGGUCAAAUAUAUUCACGAACCAGGUCGAGAGGAACACUCGGCUCAGAACAUGGACUCAUGGAAACCACAAAGUGUUAUGGAUCCGAAAGCUCGGCAUCUGGAGAUUGGCAAGUUGACAGCGCAUAAACCAUACGCGUUCUGCGUUUUGGCUAUCAAGAAUAGCGUAAGUUUGGCUUUUAAUUUUUUUUUGAUUUAAAACAAAAGAAAAAUUAAAAACACGGUAAUUAGAUAACUUAUGUUAAUUUUUUUAAAAAUGAUUUUUUCAGCGCCUUGGACCAUGUUCAGACCCACCAACAACAAUAGAAAAAUUAGUCCCGACGAGGGUAGUACAAAACCUCCAUGUUCAGUACAAGACUUCACAAUCUGUCGCGCUACAUUGGGAUUUUGAUUCAACUUUGUCGCAAAAUUCAAACCUAGGAUUCUACAUAAAACAGACUGGAAUCAAAAUGUAUCGUACGCAAUUUCUGAAACCCGAGAAACUGACUGCUCCUGGCUUCGAAAGACGCAUUUCUGGUACAGAACGGAACUUUUUAUGGUCAAACCUAAGGCCGUACAUGAACUACACAUUCAAAGUCGGUGUGUAUUCGCUGGAUGACGGUAAAGUGUUUUGGCCGAGAGAAUUGACUGUUCGAACUGAUCCGACAGGGCCACCGUUAGUAGACACUCCAGAGUUUGUCGAAUCGAAACAGACUAGUACAGUGGAUUUGAAAAUUACGCCGGCUACCGAAGAGCAUGGUCCAAUCAGUCACUAUUGGAUUGUCAUUAUUCCUGGAAAUUAUUCAAAAGAAGACGUUAUGAAUGUGGAUCCACAGCAUUUGAUUCAAGCUACGAACAGAUGGCAUCAAAAUCUACAGAAAAUGCCAAAGAUAUCAGCUAAGCCGGCUAAAAGGGAUCUACAGAGGUUUGAAAGAGAAGCUCACUAUGUUAAAGUGUGGGAGAUGAACGGAGGUAAUAUUUAUAACAUGGGAGGUGUGGAAGAAACUGAGGGACAACUUGAGGAUUUUAAUGUUUUUGACGAUGAAAAAAUGAUUUCUGAAUCAAGUUUUGACAGUGAUAAUGCAAGAGAAUUAUCAUGGACUGAAGAAAAGUUUGCUGAUGGAGAAACAUUAACAUUCAGUAGAGAACAAUUUCAAAAGGAUGCUGUUGUUUUGCUAACAGACAGUAAUGACUUUGAUGAGGAAGUUGAUGCAGAACAAAAAGCAGGUGUUCAAGAAGAAAAGGUUUCUAGAAAACGAAAGUUAUCAUUGUUAGGAUGGGACGAAGACAAAAUUACACCAAUAAAGAACAAAAGAGUAAAGCGGUCGAAAAGAAGACAUCGAAGGCACGGUGAUAGGAAGACUAGAGAACCCAUAUCAAUGUUAAGUCCCAAAUCUCUUCAAGGUGUAUAUGUGACAGCACAGUUGAGCGCAAUUCAAGUGGAAAAGAUGAUGAUUGAUAACACGUUGUUUACUGUUGGGGAUGGAAAGGUAAGAAUUCUUAAAAAUAUUGAAAAUAUGGCAAAAUUUGCAUAAAGUUAAGAUAAAACUUAAAAAUUGAAACAAAAUGUAAUAAGUCUUGUUUUCAGGAAUACGGGGGCUUCUGGAACAUGCCACUCGAUCAUGAUGCUCAAUUUCGAGUAAUGUCACGAGCUUUUGCGGCCGAACAAUCCAACACGCGCUACGACCGACCGUUCGAAUACCGAGCACCAAUGCAAGAGCCGGCUUCAAAACUUUUCACAGACUCUAUGAUAUCUGAGCCAUUCAGUGCUAAACCAGUUUUAAUGUCCAGAAUUGCGAGUCGUACGUCAACAAUAUUGUUCUUGGGACCAGCAAUCGCGUUGAUCUUUUUGGUACUGGUUGUUGGAAUGCUAGUAGCCUGGUACUUGAAAUGCUCGAGGAAGGGCAGUCCAGCUAGAAAUUUCAGUUUGGGCAAUGGUACGUUAAGCAACCGACAUGGUAGUAUUACCAAAAUUGCUCUUGGGUCAGAUUUUGCGCAAAUCAACGGAAAUGGCAAUGGUUUAUAUAAUAAUCCGGGCGCACGUUUGAACGAAACUUCUAAGCUUCUUAAUGGGCAUUCGAACGGCGGUGCUGAUUUACCUAACAAUAUGCAGCUUACCAACCAAUAUGCUACGACACCAAGGAAUGGCAACUACCAUCAAAGUGAUAACGGCAUGUUCGACAUUUACGGGCAUCAAAGCAUAUCACAGUCGAACUUGAAUGACGGAUUUACUGACGGAAUUUACGGGCACCAUACCUUGCCGAAUAUGCAUGCUGGUGGCAUGGGUAUGGGAACUCUUGGUAUGGGACAAAAUGGUACUCUGGGCAUGGGCCAAAUGAACGGUCUUGGUGGAAUAAAUGGUUUAGGACAAGGAAUUGGAGAGGGCAUUAUGAAUCCGCUGAGUGCACAUCACAGUAUGGCUUUAAACGGCUACAAUGUAGAUCAAGCAAUACCAAUGAACGAAUUCAGAAUGCGCGUAGAAAGUUUAAAAGCAAAUGGCAACGAUGGAUUCAUAAAGGAAUUCGAAAGUAUAGACACGGAUCAACAUUUUACUUGGGAAAACAGCAAUAUGGAAGUCAAUAAGCCUAAGAACAGAUACGCCAAUGUCAUCGCAUACGAUCAUAGUAGAGUGGUACUAAAAACUGUCACCAGAAGCGCUACAGGCGGACCAAGGGCAUUAGGAAUAGAUGGAUGUUACGAUGAGGAGGAAGAACCAGGAAGUGACUACAUCAACGCAAACUACAUCAACGGAUAUUCGAAAAAAGAGAAGGCUUACAUUGCUACACAAGGUCCGCUACCGGAAACAUUCGCUGACUUUUGGAGAAUGGUCUGGGAACAAGAUAGUGCCAUUAUAGUGAUGCUGACAAAACUAGAGGAACGGUCAAGGAUUAAAUGCUCCCAAUAUUGGCCAAGCAAAGUCACAGCGACGUAUGGACAUAUACGUGUGACUGUGUUAGACACCAAUGAACUUGCCCACUACACCAUUCGCACUAUGAGACUCGAGCAUAUGCAAGAAAAGCAAGUACGAGAAAUCAAACAUGCACAAUUCACGUCCUGGCCAGAUCACGGUGUACCCGACCAUCCAACACCGUUCUUGAUGUUCCUAAAACGAGUACGAACAUUGAAUCCGCAUAACGCAGGUCCUAUCAUUACACAUUGUAGUGCAGGCGUAGGUCGUACUGGUGCAUACAUUGUAGUAGAUUGUAUGACUGAAAGUAUUCAUGCCCAAGGCGCUGUGGACAUUUACGGUUGUGUAAAGAGUUUGAGAGCACAGCGGAUUUACAUGGUACAGACGGACGAACAGUACGUUUUCAUUCAUGAUGCUGUUCUGGAUGCGAUCAACAGUGGAAGUACGGAGAUUCCGGUCUCAAAGUUUGAGAAGCAUAUUAGUACGCAUAUUGUGGGUAAGUAAACAUUAAAUGUAGUAGUUUUGGAAGAUAAAAAUAGGUUAUACGAAAAAAGAUAACAUGGUUUUGGUUAAUUCCGCACUAUUUGUAUCACUUCCAAAUAAUAUUUCUGUGAAUAAAUUAAUGUUUUAGGCCCAUCUAAUACCGUUGACCGUGAAUUUGAGAGUUUGCUGGCCCUCCAGCCUCCAAACGCGUCAUUCCACGCAGCUACUAUGCCAUUUAACAUAAAGAAGAACCGUUCUCCAAAUCAGCUUCCCUACGACUCAAAUCGUGUUCAACUGUCCAGAAUCCGCGAUGUGGAAGGCUCCGACUACAUUAACGCUUCAUGGAUUGACAGCUACAGGAAACGCGGCCAGUUCAUCGCUGCCCAAGCUCCUAUGAUGGACACUGUGAUUGAGUUUUGGCGUAUGAUUUGGGAAUGUGAUGUUGGUAUCGUUGUGUAUUUGAAUGGCAUUCCGGAUUCGAUUCCUAAAAAGGAACAUGAAAAGUAUGCCGAGUAUUGGCCACAACAUGCUAGUAUGCUGAGAUACGAUCAGUACUUGGUGGAGACUAAGAAGUUUGUCGAGAAUGAGACUUAUGCCUUGAGGGAAUUUGAGGUAACUGAUGAUGUGGUAAGUAUAGUUUUUAAAGGUUUUUGUAAAAUUUAUUUUAAGUUUUUUAAUGAUAUUUGAGCUUUCACGUUAGAAAUGAGGAUUUUUGGUUAUAUCAACCAUUUACUUUUUAAAUUGCUGUAUUGUAUUAUUAAACUUUAGACAAAAGAAACACGCACGAUACGACACAUGCAGUACUUGAGAUGGCCUGAACGUGAUUUGCCUGAUAAUGAAACAAGCUUCAAUCAGUACAUUCAAUUGGUAAGUAAUAUUUUAACCAUCAUUUUUCGAAAAAAUAUGCCUGAAUCAAUUGUUUUAAUAAUGUUUUUAAUUUUUCAUUUCAACCUUAACUUAUAUAAUUGUAGGUAAGCCAAACACAACAACAAUUCGGCUAUUCUGGGCCAAUUUUGGUGCAUUGUACGAAUGGAGCAGCACGUACUGGAGUUUUUAUUGCCAUGUCGAUCAUAAUGGAACGCAUUGCUGCUGAAAAUGUUGUGGAUGUCUUUACGACAGUCAAAAUGUUACGAGCACAACGGCCGAACAUGGUGGAAAGUAAACGAGAGUUGGUAUUCAUCUACAUGGCUGCUUUAGAUUUUAUUUCGCAAUGA
This is a messenger RNA of Bursaphelenchus okinawaensis, 4961 nucleotides long. NCBI's taxonomy places the organism in Eukaryota, Metazoa, Nematoda, Chromadorea, Rhabditida, Aphelenchoididae. The record is from the annotation of a GenBank genome assembly.